This is a messenger RNA of Cokeromyces recurvatus, 1413 nucleotides long. Its product is annotated as major facilitator superfamily domain-containing protein. Gene Ontology annotation, cellular component: membrane. The record is from RefSeq and is a predicted model, not a curated record. Bases 1 to 1413 code for a protein of 470 amino acids. Gene Ontology annotation, biological process: transmembrane transport. Lineage: Eukaryota; Fungi; Mucoromycota; Mucoromycetes; Mucorales; Mucoraceae. The transcript has 7 exons. Gene Ontology annotation, molecular function: transmembrane transporter activity.
AUGAAAGAUAAUUAUGAUAAAGAAAUUAUCUUGGAAGAAAAUGCUUCUUCUGAAAAAAGUGUCAGUAAUGAAACAUCAUUAUUAGCAUGGAUUGAACUUAUUUUUGUUAUUCUAUUAAAUAUGUCUGUUAAUUUAAGAUGGCUAACGUUUAGUCCUGUUGCUUCUUUAGCAGCAGAAUACAUGAAUGUCAGUAUGUCUUCUAUAACUUGGUUGGCUAAUUGUGCUACUUUGAUCUUUAUUGCUAUUAGUACAUUUACGGGUUGGGUAUUUGAAAGAUAUGGCAUGAAAGCAUGUUUUCUAUUUGCAGCUUGCACAAGUAUUUUAGGUUCAUGGAUUAGGUAUUUUGGAACAUUUGCACCUAUUCAUCAAAGAUAUGCUAUUAUCAUGUUUGGACAAUGUAUAGCUUCAAUUGCUGAACCUUUUAUUAUGAAUAUUGGAACUCAUUUUGCUGCUGUCUGGUUUGCUACUCAUCAUCGAGUUACUGCAAAUACACUAUUAUCAUUACCACUUGGUAUGAUUGUAGCUACAUUAUCUAUGCCUAAAUUGGUUCAAAUCCCAUCAGAGUUGCCUCGAGCUCUUUUGAUUACAGCUUGCAUUUCAACUGCAUUUGGAAUACCGUUCUUAAUUUUGCCAUCAAAGCCAAAAAUUCCCCCAACUUUAAGUGCAAAAGUGACUCGUACUUCAUUUCGUGAGAGUCUUAAAUCAAUGCUUAGAAAUCGAAAUUAUUUAUUAUUGAUUAUCAUAUUUAGUAUCAAUUUUGCUAUGUUCGCUUCUAUUGUCGCUAUUACGAGUAGUAUCUUUAUUCCUCAAGGAUUUAGUACCGUACAAGCUGGUUUAGCUAGUUUUAUACGAAUUAUAAGUGGUAUAGGUGGUGCAUUGAUUGCAGGUCGUAUAACAGAUUGGACAGGUCAACAUGCACUUGUAUUAAAAAUAGCUGCACCUAUGACAGCUAUCACUACUGUUAUUUUGUAUAUUCAAGACUUGGUUAAUACAUAUGCUUUUAUGAUGGUAUCAUGCUUUUUAAAUGGAUUCUUUGUAUUCCUCAUUAUACCUGUUUCCUUAGAAUUAGCUGCAGAAUGUACUUUCCCUGUAUCUGAAUCAGUAAGUGCUUCCAUUCUUUGGGGUGUAUCUCAAGUGAGUUCAUUUUGUACAACUUUCAUCAUGGAUGCAUUAAGAGCCGGUCCUGAUGCUUCUCCACCUUAUAAUAUGAAACAUGCUCUUAUAUAUGCGAUAGUUCUAUCAUGUAUCGGUGCUAUUCCAUCCUUCUUCCUUUCAACUGACUUGAAGCGUAUUCAUCGUGAUAGAACUACAGAUGACAAGACUAUAGAUGUAGAUAUAAUUCAAGAAAUUGAGCCUACUACUACUACUCCUGUUCAAAGCAAACAAACAAAAAAACCUCCCCAUGUAACUUAG